Messenger RNA from Zea mays, 995 nucleotides. RefSeq lists its product as uncharacterized. Bases 87 to 665 code for a protein of 192 amino acids. Lineage: Eukaryota; Viridiplantae; Streptophyta; Magnoliopsida; Poales; Poaceae. The record is from RefSeq and is marked validated. Gene Ontology annotation, molecular function: protein binding. The transcript has a single exon.
GAAAAGGCUAGCCAAGAAAACGACUGGGCGCACGAGGCUUCUGUGUUCUGUGACUUCUGUCCCUAUCCACACGACCCCGACAUUCCAUGGGCGACUCCGGCGGACCCCACCACCACCGCCCUUCGCCGCCGCCUCUGCUGGACGCCGGCAAGCGACGGCGCAUCCCCAACGUCCGCCUCGCUGGCUCCGUCCCGCUCCCUUCCCACCUGCCCCACCCGCGCCGCGUCCCCAUUGCCCCCGCCACCAGGUCCCGCAAACCCCUCCAACUUCAGCAUAACAGCAACCAGCAUGACCACCCCUCCGCGGAGCCACCCAAUACCCUCCUAAAACCCUUCGUCGACAGCGGCGACGACGUCGUCUUGGCCGCCGCUUUUCCCCGCAAGGUCAGGGCCCCGAAGUCCACAGCAUGGGAGGAUUCGGAGAUGGAGACGGAGACGGAAAUGGAGGAGCAGGAGGAAGUGGUGGACGUGCCGAGCUGGCUAUGGGGGAUGGGUAUGGGGCGCUACGCGGCGGCGUUCGAGGCGCACGAGGUGGAUGCUGAGGUGCUCCCCUGGCUCACUAUGGACGACCUCCGGGACAUGGGCAUUGGUGCUGUCGGAGCACGCCGCAAGCUCUUCUGCGCCAUCCAGAGGCUCAAUUUGCAGCCGCCUCCAUCACGGAGGUGAAACGUUCUGUCUAACCUUCGUGCUGUGGUCUGUGGUCGUGCUAGCUAGUCCGGCGCCCUCUCUUUGCUAGGGGACUAGGAUGCAUGGGUCUUAGAGUGGGUGUGCAAAGUCUAAAACAUGAUCGGUUUGCUUAGCUGUGAAACUAUAGCAUGGUCGGUUUGCGGCGCCCGUUGCAUAGUGUAGAUGUGGAGAAGGCGAAAUAGAAAUGCUAACUCCACUGUUUUUGGUGUUGUCUAAUGCUUUCGUGGAAGUGCUAGGAUGAUGUGUUGUUGGAUGUAAAUGUGAAAGAUAUGGAAUAGUAAUGCUCAGUUGUUGACCUCAUGUUUCGAA